This is a messenger RNA of Photinus pyralis (common eastern firefly), 892 nucleotides long. RefSeq names its product MKRN2 opposite strand protein. Lineage: Eukaryota; Metazoa; Arthropoda; Insecta; Coleoptera; Lampyridae. The record is from RefSeq and is a predicted model, not a curated record. The transcript has 5 exons. The coding region runs from base 185 to 832 and encodes 215 amino acids.
CGAAUCGUUCCUGAGUCAAGUAGUCGCAGAGCCGAGUAGUACCGUCAUCAAGUUCGCGCCGAAUUGUGUUUGGAGGCAGUUCCAACUUCGACGUGCUUUUGUUAUAAAUUGUAUGAUAUCCAAAGCCGAGUAGUACUGUCAUCAAGUUCGCGCCGAAUUGUGUUUGGAGGCAGUUCCAACUUCGAUGUGCUUUUGUUAUAAAUUAGCUGACAUGGAUCCGGGAGUCGUCUGCUUCGAACAUUGCGGGCCGAAGGUGUUUUGCAUUUCGUUACCCGAUUACUGUCCGGUAUGCCACAUCGAUCUAUCUCUCGCCAACUUUUCCCUGAUGCCUUUUCGGGUUCCGUAUCCGUUUAUACGAGCGUCGCAGUAUCCUUGUGCUGUCGUUAUCAAACCUACAGUUGGCGAUUUUUUGCAUGACUACUACAAUUCGAUGGACCUACAUAUCGGCAUAACAACAUCGACGGGAAUAAUUGUGGAAUUCGACAAGAACGGUUUACGUCGACACAUGAACGACGAGUGGAAUCAAUGCUUGUUGGUGGAUCAGGCGAGCUCGCCGUGGAGAGAGCACUGGGACAACGUUCUUCUUCAAGUGUGCAAGCAAAAGUGCUGGUUGGCGAAGAAUUACGACGAGGAGAAGAAUAACUGUUACAGUUUCGUCUUGACAUUCUUACACGCGUUGAAUUAUGGCAAUCUCAGCGUCGCCGCUUCAAGUAAAACCGCCUUCUGUGAAAAUUUUAUUGUACCGAGAACAACGUCUGCCGGAAAAUACAUCUCAUUGUAUAGAAAGUUGAAAAAUGGACGCUUUUGUGUUCAUCGAGGAGGUUGUAAAUAAUGGGAUUAGUUUAUUAUUUAUUUAUAUUUUGUUUAUUUAAAUAAAAGUAGGUAAAUACUU